This is a messenger RNA of Elgaria multicarinata webbii, 11876 nucleotides long. It is a transcript of the gene RICTOR, whose product is annotated as RPTOR independent companion of MTOR complex 2. Lineage: Eukaryota; Metazoa; Chordata; Lepidosauria; Squamata; Anguidae. Gene Ontology annotation, biological process: positive regulation of phosphatidylinositol 3-kinase/protein kinase B signal transduction; TORC2 signaling. The transcript is spliced from 39 exons. Gene Ontology annotation, cellular component: TORC2 complex. The coding region runs from base 18 to 5219 and encodes 1733 amino acids. Gene Ontology annotation, molecular function: protein serine/threonine kinase activator activity. The record is from RefSeq and is a predicted model, not a curated record.
ACUGCGGGUCUGUAAACAUGGCGGUGAGUCUCCGCGCCCGCUCGCUGAGGCACCUCCGUAUCCGAGGCCGGAACGACAGCGGCGAGGAGAACGUCCCCCUCGAUCUCACCCGAGACCCCUCUGAUAACCUGAGAGAGAUACUCCAAAAUGUGGCCAAAUUGCAAGGGGUUUCAAAUAUGAGAAAGCUAGGCCACUUGAAUAAUUUUACUAAGCUUCUUUGUAAUGCUGGUCAUACUGAAGAAAAAUUAGGUUUUACUUAUGAAGACAUCAUCAUAUGUUUGCGGUUAGCUUUACUGAAUGAAGCAAAAGAGGUGCGAGCAGCCGGGCUACGAGCCCUUCGAUAUCUUAUCCGAGAUUCCAGUACUUUGCAGAAGGUGUUAAAAUUAAAAGUGGAUUACUUGAUAGCCAGGUGCAUUGACAUACAGCAGAGUAAUGAAGUUGAAAGGACACAGGCACUUCGUUUAGUCAGAAAGAUGAUCACUGUGAAUGCAUCAUUAUUUCCUAGUUCAGUUACCAAUUCCUUGAUAGCAGUUGGAAAUGAUGGCCUUCAGGAGAGGGACAGAAUGGUUCGAGCCUGUAUUGCUAUAAUCUGUGAACUAGCAAUUCAGAAUCCAGAAGUAGUUGCUCUUCGGGGUGGUCUAAGUACCAUUUUGAAAAAUGUGAUCGAUUGUCAGUUAAGCCGUAUAAACGAAGCUCUCAUAACGACAGUCUUACAUCUUCUCAAUCAUCCAAAGACUCGACAGUAUGUGCGAGCAGAUGUAGAAUUAGAGCGGAUUUUAGCCCCAUAUACCGACUUUCACUACAGGCAUAAUCCAGACACUGCAGAAGGACAGAUGAAAGAGGACCGAGAAGCACGGCUUUCUGCUAGUAAAAUGGGAAUUGUUGCGGCAUUUCGAUCAUGGGCAGGCAUCAUUAGUUUAUGCAAGCCUGGGAAUUCUGGGAUCCAAUCUCUUAUCGGGGUGCUGUGCAUACCUAACAUGGAAAUACGGCGAGGACUGCUUGAAGUACUUUAUGAUAUAUUUCGCCUCCCUCUUCCUGUUGUGACAGAAGAAUUUAUAGAAGCACUUCUCAGUGUAGAUCCAAGCAGGUUUCAAGACAGUUGGAGACUUUCUGAUGGCUUUGUAGCUGCGGAAGCUAAAGUUAUAUUACCUCACCGAGCCAGAUCCAGGCCUGACCUCAUGGACAAUUACUUGGCACUGGUUCUCUCUGCUUUCAUUAGAAAUGGACUCUUGGAAGGUCUAGUUGAGGUAAUCACAAGCAGUGAUGACCAUGUAUCUGUCAGAGCAACAAUAUUACUGGGAGAACUUUUACAUAUGGCAAACACCAUCCUUCCGCAUUGUCACAGCCAUCACUUACACUGCUUACCAACAUUAAUGAAUAUGGCAGCUUCUUUUGACAUUGUAAAGGAGAAGAGACAGCGAGCCAGUGCUGCACUAAAUUGCUUAAAACGCUUUCACGAAAUGAAGAAACGAGGACCUAAACCUUACAGCCUUCAUCUAGAUCACAUUGUUCAGAAAGCCAUGUCAACACAUCAGCGAAGGGAUCAAUAUCAUGUGCAGAAAGAUAUCUUUAGUCUGAAGGACACAGAGGAAGCAUUGUUGAUGAAUCUGAAAGAUAGCCAGGUUCUUCAUCACAAAGAGAAUCUUGAGUGGAACUGGAAUCUGAUAGGGACCAUACUUAAGUGGCCAAAUAUUAACUUAAAGGUUAACAAAGACGAACAGUUGCACAGGUUUGUACGACGAUUGAUGUAUUUUUACAAGCCUAGCAGCAAGUUGUAUGCCAACCUGGAUCUAGAUUAUGCAAAGUCCAAACAGCUUACAGUUGUGGGUUGCCAGUUUACUGAGUUUCUUCUUGAAUCUGAAGAGGAAGCAAGACAGGAAGGAAAGAAGGAAGGAAGGCAGGUGCAACAAAAGCAGGAGGGACAUGGCUACCUUGAAGAGUUAGUGAAAGAUAUUGUACACUGGCUUAAUUCUUCUUCUGGAAUGAAACCAGAACGCAGUCUCCAGAACAAUGGGUUACUUAACACUCUUAGUCAGCACUACUUUUUGUUUUUUGGUACGCUCUCCUGUCAUCCCCAUGGAGUGAAAAUGCUUGAAAAGUGUAACGUGUUUCAAUGUCUCCUUAAUCUUUGCUCCUUGAAGAACCAAGAUCACUUACUCAAAUUGACAGUUUCUAGUUUGGACUACAGCAGAGAUGGAUUAGCGAGAGUCAUCCUUUCUAAAAUCCUAACUGCAUCUACAGACAGCUGCAGGUUGUAUGCCACAAAACACCUGCGAGUACUGCUCAGGGCUAAUGUAGAAUUCUUCAGUAAUUGGGGAAUCGAAUUACUAGUCACCCAGCUUCAUGACAAAUAUAAAGCUAUCUCUUCUGAAGCACUUGAUAUCCUCGAUGAAGCAUGUGAAGAUAAGGCAAACCUUCAUGCUCUCAUUCAGAUGAAACCAGCCCUCUCUCAUCUCGGAGACAAGGGUUUGCUUCUGCUCUUAAGAUUUCUGUCAAUUCCAAAAGGGUUUUCCUAUUUAAAUGAACGAGGCUACGUGACAAAACAAAUGGAGAAAUGGCAGAAGGAGUACAAUUUAAAAUAUGUCGAGUUGAUAGAAGAACAACUUAAUGAAGCGCUUACCACCUAUCGCAAACCUGUUGAUGGCGAUAAUUAUGUUCGUCGAAGCAACCAAAGAUUACAGCGGCCACAUGUCUAUCUGCCAGUUCACCUUUACGGCCAACUGGUACACCACAAAACAGGCUGCCAUUUGUUGGAAGCUCAGAGUAUUGUUCCUGACCUGAGUUACACUGUUCGUUCUCCCAUGCUGGAUAAAUGGGAAGGGAUUAAGCAGUUGAAAGCAGCUGUCUGGGCACUGGGUAAUAUUGGAUCUUCCAAUUGGGGUCUGAAUUUGCUUCAAGAAGAAAAUGUGAUUCCUGAUAUAAUGGCACUUGCCCAGCAUUGUGAGGUUUUAUCUAUUAGAGGAACGUGUGUCUACGUGCUUGGCCUAAUAGCCAAAACGAAACAAGGUUGUGACAUUCUGAAGCAUCACAACUGGGACGCAGUGAGACACAGCCGUAGGCAGCCUUGGCCAGUAGUCCCUGAUGACAUGGAGCAACUCUGCAAUGAACUCUCCUCUAUUCCCAGCACACUUAGUUUGAACUCUGAAUCUACCAGUUCGAGGCACAAUAGUGAAAGUGAAUCUGCACCAUCAAGCAUGUUCAUUAUGGAAGAUGACAGGGUUGGCAGCACCUCUACUAGCACGUUUUUCUUAGAUAUCUCUGAAGAUGCGGAACAGAAUCCCUAUGACCGAGCUGGGUCCUUGAAGGAUAAGGAUCGCAAUCCCUUCCCCUUUUUUUCUUCCAGCAGGCUUGUGAAGAAUCGCAUCUUAAAUUCCCUUACCUUACCCAAUAAAAAGCAUAGGAGUAGCAGUGAUCCUAAAGGUGGCAAGCUAUCUUCCUCAGAGAGCAAGAUGGGCUUGAGGCGAAAUCGUACCGUAACUGAGCCUUCCAGCAGCAUGGAUUUUACCCGGGGGGAAGACUUUAUCCCAAUAUUUCGUGUGCCUAAAAUUCACACUCUGAAACUAGAAACUUCGUUUGUCGGGAGUAGGCACAGCGAAGAUGCAGAUAGCACCCCAAGUAUUGGCGAAAAUGACCUCAAGCUCCCAAAAAGCUUUGUCCAUGAAAACCACAGGGAAAACAGCAGCCGAGAGAGGCUCAUAGGAGAGGUUUCCACACAGACGAACUUCAAAAGUCGUAGCUUGAGUUUCAACACGGAUACCACAACCAGUGGCAUAAGCUCAAUGAGUUCAAGCCCUUCAAGGGAAACGGUGGGAGUGGACACUACAAAUAUAGACACGGACUGUGGAAGUUUAAGUACUGUGGUGAGCGCCAAGACAGUUAAAACAAUGCAGUGUUCAAACCCACAGUCUAACCACCUUCCUCUCUCAAAAUCGAAUUCUGUCUCCCUGGUACCACCUGGGUCCUCGCACACACUUCCUCGGAGAGCACAGUCACUAAAAGCCCCGUCUCUUGCAACUAUAAAAAGCCUGGCUGACUAUAACUUUAGCUACACGAGUUCCCGAGACGCCUUUGGAUACGCAACGCUGAAACGCUUGCAGCAGCAAAGGAUGCAUCCGUCUUUGUCUCAUUCGGAAGCCCUGGCUUCUCCAGCAAAGGACGUUCUCUUCACAGACACAAUUACUAUGAAGUCUGGUAGUCUAGACUCUCGACUAACACCAAACAGGUUCAUGAGAGCUUUAAGUUAUGCAUCAUCUCUCGAUAAAGAAGAUUUAUUAAGUCCUAUUAACCAAAACACACUUCAGCGUUCUUCUUCUGUUCGUUCCAUGGUGUCCAAUGCUACUUAUGGCAGCUCAGAUGAUUACAUUGGGCUUGCUCUUCCAGUUGAUAUCAAUGAAAUAUUUCAGGUAAAGGAAACUCCUUAUUUCCAGAAAAAAACUAUACCUUCAUUUGAUGACCGAGGUGCUCGAGCCUUAGCCCAAGAUGCUGGAGCUUUGCCAUCUGGUUCUACCGAGAUUGUAAAGAGUCCCUUCCAGAUGCUUCGUCAGCAGAUCAGUCUUACGGAGAUUAUGAACACAAGCCGUUCAGAUGCCUCUCAGUUCCUAGAAAACAUGGAAGACACUGGGCUCCAAGAGCACACUGAAGAUAAUUGUCUUUAUUGCGUCUGCACAUACAUCCUGGGCUAUCAGCAUAACAACAAAGAGAACUCUGCAUAUAGUCGCACAGAAUUUUCAGACAUUCCUUAUUCUGACUGGUGUGGAAAGUCCAUGCAUAAUCACUUGGAUGUGGUUUCCCAUUCCUCAAAGUUUUCUGGGAUUUCGGGAUGUAGUGAUGUUGCAUCCCAUGGAUCAGCUAGUAGCACCAAGAGUACAGAUCUUGUCAUAGGCGUAAAGUCCAUCCCAGAUGAUACCCCAGUAUGUCGCAUACUACUGAGAAAAGAAGUCUUGCGAUUAGUGAUCAACUUGAGUAGUUCAGUGGGAACUAAAGGUCACGAAACAGGUCUCUUGACAAUAAAAGAGAAGUUUCCCCAAGCAUUUGAUGACAUAUGCCUUUACUCUGAAGUGUCCUACUUGCUAGCUCAUUGCACGUUUCGAUUACCAUCUCGACGGUUCAUACAAGAGCUCUUUCAAGAUGUACAGUUUUUACAGAUGCAUGAAGAAGCAGAAGCUGUUCUAGCAGCACCAGCAAAUCAACAAACAGUUAACCCAUCAACGGAAUCCUGACCAUUUGUUUUCUGUGGUUUUCUAAAUAUGAAGUUGCUGGUAGCCUUGGGUAACUUCUCAUUGACUGGGCAAUGACGAGAGAAGCAUUAUCUUCUGAAUUGUUCCAGGAGUUCAGGGUACAUGUAAUUGGAGUGUGGACUACAGAACAAGUAAUUGGAGUGUGGGCUACAGAACUUGGUUCCCCAGCUAUCUGAGCCCUAUGGGGAAUUGUUAAAACAAUGAAACUAACAAUUACCAAGAUAUGCAAGAAGAACCAAGCACCGAACACUUGCACAGGUUUUCAUUUCACUUAUUUUAAAUGCAACGUCAUAAUAAUAGAGGACAAGUGUGCAGGGCCAUGUUUUUACAUGGUUGGCUUUUGACUUCCAUUCUGGACAAAGAGUGAUGCCUUGCUUGUUUAUCCUGAACCUCGGAGUCAGGGUAUCUUAGGCUGUACCCCAUUGUCGUCAGUGGAGCAUGCUCUAACCGUGGACAUCAGGGGAUUAACUACAGGCCUUCCGUGAUAGUUUUCUUAAUUUUUGUGAAACACUACUUGGGAAAUUUCUGAUCUUGGAGACAGAGAAUCCUCAGUAAUUUGGGGCAGUCUUAAAUUAUUUUAUUGUUAUAAUAGCAAACAUACUUGUUAGCAGUUUUGUUGCAGUUACAUGUAACGAUGUGUUAACUAAACCAAUUAAGGAAUUUCACUACAGUUUGAUUUUAAAAGAACAAGUCACUUAUCAAUCCCCUGGAAUCAGAUUUUUUCCUGUACAUAUAAUGCAUGUUGUUUUGGUGGGGUUUUCUACAUUAAUGCUCAUCCAGUAUGUAAAUUGGUUGUCUAGAUGUAUAACAAGCAUGACUUCUGUCAGAUAAGGGUGCAUACUUUAUCUAGUAAAAUUAGAAAAUAUAUACCUAUUGCUGCUUUUCAUCAGGAAAGAUACGAAACAAUUUCCACAUUCCAUGGCUUUAACUUUUCUAUCAUUUUGCUUCAGUCAUACACAUGGAAGGUUAAUUGCAGGAUAAUACCAAUAAUUGUAGUGGAAAGCCUUAAACAUGUAAUAUUAAAUUGACUGCUAUUUUGCUUUAAUCCAGAGUCCUUUCAGAGAUCUUUUGCACAAAUUAUGUGAUGGUGAUAAUGCAUAGGCCAGUUCUCUCCACACCCUUAGUGAGAUUCCUAAAUUUCUAUAAGUGCAGACUUGAAACAAAUGCAUCUUGACCCCAAUACUAAAAGCCUCCACUAGUAUGAAAUAUAUGCAAACUUGUACAUAUAAAUGACCAAUCACUUUCAUUGCAAAGGCUGUAGUCGGCUGGUGGUUACUCUAUAACUUCUUGUGUAUGAAAAUAGUUCAGCUGGACUGUACUGGGAAGACUGUGUCCAUCUACUUUUACCUCCCCUCUUGCUUAAAAGGAAUUAAUGCAAGGAUUUGCUUGUCGUUGUGGAAUAUUUCAAUUUUGCAUAUACCUUAUCUGAGCUCUCAGUACAUGUGCUAAUAGGUAUUUUUUGUGGUAGGAAUUUGUUCUUAGAGGCAUGUAAUGUAAUAUGAAAACUAACACUGUCUGGGUUUUCUCUGCUGCCACACCUAAAAUGGUUUUGCUCCAUUUCCAGUUGAGGGAAAGAAGGUAGACUGAUGUAAAAUAAAUAAAGGGAAUGCCAUCGCUAGGUUCCUAUUUGCCUCAGCAGAAGACUGGCAAACAUUUGAAGCAGACCUCUUUUUUUUCAAACGGCUUCUUUUUGUGGUUUCUCCUGAGUGCCUUUUUUGCCUGGACUCCCCACCCUUUCUUUUCCUGUCGGGUUGAAGAAUGAGUGCUUUCUACGCCAAGUUGUUCCUGACAUCUGAAACGCUUGGAUGUACAGUGACUGAAUCUGUGCUGGUUUUUCUCCUCCCCCAGUUCCCAUCUUUGGCUGCCAAGUAGUUCAUUCCCUGUUCUUUUUUACCAUCUCACCUCUAAGCCAAUCUGAGAGAGCUCUAGAAAGAGUUUAGUUCCAAAUCAGACAUUUGGCUCUACUCAUGACUAAGCUCCCCCGCAGCCAAAAAAUCAGCCAGUUGACAGUUUUCUCGGAAAGAAAUUCAGGCAGGGCGGCUCUCCCCACCUUACGCAAAUGGCCAGAGAUGAGGCCUUGAGGUUCUUCUUAUGUAACUAGCAGGAAACAUGGCAAUCUUCUGAUACGUUUCCCUGUAUGGAGUGUCUCCUGAGCCAUCUUUGAAGAAUACUUAUUCUCACCUCAUUUGACUUGGUGAUCACUUAGGACCUAAGAGGAGUGGGCACAGAUUGGAGAGAUAUUGAGACCUUCCUUCCCAUAUUACGAUGUCUUGUUACUUGUUUUUUAAUGCCUUUUUUAUUUUAUUUUUAAUAAAAUCUUGUUUUUUUCUAGUUUGGUACUUUUUGAACAUUUCAACUAGGAGGCUGCAGGAGGGAACUAAAUGCAGUUUUCCCCAUUUCCCCAACUGUGACUCUUUUCCUUGAGCUAUGGAACAAAGCCCUUUAUAUGGAGUGGCAGCAGCAGCAAUGCAGCAAGACAAACUUGCAAGUAAGGACCCACUUGGCUGUUUCUUCCUUUCCUACAGUAUUACUUGGCAAAAAUGCUUUCAUCGCUCCUUCACAAGAACUCGCUGUAACUUAAUUUAUGUAAUAUCUGGAAGGCCAGGACUGGAGGUCCCAGCAAGAUUUAGCUCUUGAUUCCCCCCCCCCCCAUUUCCACCGGGAGCAUCUUAGAUAUUUGUGGGGGAGGGGAGGUAGCAGGAGGGGCUUCAGCUGCUUUAAGGUCCACCUUUUAACCAUAUGAAAUUCAUUCGUAUCCAACAGUAUUUACAGAGAGAUCUUUUGGUCUUAAAUGCAACUGCUUUGCAAAACCAAAAUACCAGCCACAGUAGACCAGAUAGUGGUAUAAACGCCAAAGGACUAAUGUACUCCCAGCAAAAACAGAAAAGCUGAUCAACACUACCUCAAUUAGGAUAAUAGAGUAAUAAGGUAUUUAGAUUGUUAACUCUAGGUAGAGUUAAUCCAUUAACUCUGUAUUUUGUAUUUUGCUUUCAUGGCAAAAGCAGAUGUGGGUGUAUAUCUUUUUUUUUAAUGUAUAUCUAAUAAAAGAAAAUCUCCAGAUUGUUAAGAUUUCUGACUACAGCUUUUAGUAAAGAGAAAAUUAAAAAGAAAACUCAGCAAUGUGUUUAUGCAUCCACUCAAAUAGCAAUGCAUAGAUAACCAAAAUGAUCUGCCACUCUUUUUAAACACCAAGCACUUUGGCUUCCAUCCAAAAUAUGGCACCAGAAGGGCUGACCUUAAGUGUGUGGACAGCAGCAGCAUCACCCAGAAAACUGCAAAGUGAUGCCAAGUAAAUUUUACAAAUGCAUAACAAUCUCAUCAGAUCUCCAAAUGUUUAGAGCAGGAGGUGGACAACUUCAAAGAGUCUGGGGAUCUAUUCCCACCUCCCACCGCAGGAUCCAUACCCCACUCCUGCCAAAUUGUUGUGGCGUCAAAAAAGCCAGAAACCCCGGAAGAGCAUGAUUGCCAUUAAGAUAAGGUGUGUGCCCACUGUGUGCCUUGUUUUAAACAGGCUGUGGGGAGGGGGACACACACGUGUAGAGGAGAUAAUAAUCAGAACUGAAUGGCUUUCAUAUGGCAUUUUAUACUUAAUUUAAUGCACUGGAUCAAAUAUACUCUGGAACUUGACAUUUGGGCGUUUGUAUGUUUUGUAUUGAGCAUACUCAUUGGUUAAGUUCCACUUAAAGUCAGUCACUAGCAUCUCUUUCAAUCACCACUCCUGUACCAUUUUUGACCCAUGAAGGCAAAUUCGGCUGAACAUCCCUUUAUUUAUUUAUUUUACUGGAGAGCCUCCUGCGUUCUUAGAGUCCCAAGGCAGGCAGAACAAACAGAAUGAUCAAGGAUCCCCUCGUUGGCUGCUGUGUGUGUGUGAGGGGGAUCCGUUUGGCCUAGAGUGUCACACAUUGUACAGGCCUCACUCGGGUGCUUUGUAGAGGAAUAUCUCCAUGAGCACCAAGCCCAAAAGCUCAAGGCAUGUUCCCCAAAAAGUAAGACGUGGGCCACGUACGGGAGCUCUGCGCUUUCAUCACACCUUGGAUUUAUGUGGGCAGUGCAGAAUGUGCUUCUCCCAUUUUAGUUCCCUGCUGCCAGUCAGAUGGGCGCAGGACUUUGGGCUUGACUCAAAAGUACGUCUGGUUUGCAUUAGAGAUACCGGUGCCUCCUGUCUUUGCAGAAACCCCUGUGUGAAUGACCCCUGUUGACAUAGCGAAGUACAUUCACAAUCUUAAUGCUUCAGAAGCAAUCCUUACGCUGUGCAGCAUGUGACUAGAUCUUAGGGGUGGGGUGGGAUAUUUGGACUGUGUGUGAUAGAGGGGGUUAUUUGAACAUUAAAUCUUUGCAGAGGCCCUCUCCAAAUUCUAUUUUUAAUUUUUUGGGGUGAAGGUGUGGUGGAUAACCAGUGUCCCAAACGGCUGCAAAUGACAAAAUUAUUUGUAAUUGACAACCUUUCCUGUCUUUGUUCAAUGCAAUCCAAAUAUAAGUUUUCUAUGACAGAGAAUUUAGUGAGAAAAAUAGGUAUUGUGCUAUAGCCUUGCUGAUAGAUGAGUUCCUCAAGUUCAUUAUUGCCGUCUCUAUCAAUAUAUACAUAGCAGUAACCUGAUUUCAAGAGAGGCUUAGAAAACCUUUAACUCUAAGUCUUUCAGAGGUGAAAUAAGCAGACAAUGAAUUGUCAGUCCCCUAGGAAAAUGGACUUGGAUCCUUUGUGAGGGCAUCAAACGUGUAGAGAGCUGGAUGUAUUUGUGUGUUCAGCCCACCCCCAACAUUAUAUGAGCACUGGGUCCACCCACUCCAGUCGGGAAGGCUCACUGUGGUCAAGAAUGGAGGGGGUGGAGCCAGCACAGGCAGAGAAGUUAGGGGCCUGUACAGUGCAUGCCCAGAGCCCUGCAUGCCCUGUGCUUCACGUAUUCAGACUGAAUAGGGCUGUUCAGAAUUUGCUUUCCCAGAUAUUCUAAAAUACUUGCAACAGAAAAUGCCCUUCAGGUAUCAUAAUUGCUAUCAGCAGUGCUUUCCAGUAACCGUCCACAACCUCAUGCCCUUCAGAUGUAUUGGAUUUCAACACCCACCAUCCCCAGCUCUAUCUGGAGGGCAUCAAGUUGAAGAGGGCUGCUUUACAGUAUAAGUGAAAAAUAGGAAUAUUUGGAGGUUAUUUGAUGAUGACCCUAUCAAUGAUCAGCUGCUUCUGUUUCCAGCAGCCUACUUAAGUUAAUGGGCCCGUUCGCAUGUCACUACAAGACACCGUGGGUUAAUUAAGCCUUGGGUUGUUCUAGGGUUAUGCGAAGGUUGCUUAAUCACAUAACCCGUGACGCCUGGGUUUGCACGACACAACAAGCCAGAGUGCCCGCCCACUGGGCUUGCAUAUUCAAAAUGGUGAGCUGCAGUGAUCAUGCAAACUGGGUCACUGUACAGUGGUGUCCCACUUGUAAAGUGAAUGUAAAUUUCAGAGAAAGAGGGCGUGAUUCAACCAAAGUGAGUCACUUUUAAGUCAAAGAGGUGCUUAACUUUAGCUGAAUCUUCCCUUAAACUUGUUAACCCUUUUUUAUAUUGUUAUGGGGAAAGAAACUUAUUUUGAGAUUAUCUCCUGCAAUAACUCGUUAUCUAACCCUCCUGCUUGCCCUCUUGUACAGAAAAACAUGACACCGUAGACGGGCAGCAUGUGUUUUGCAAUCUUUUUCAGUUACCGUACUUUAAUAUUAUGUGAUGACUAAAGGUAUGCUAGUGAUGAUGGGAACAUGGUAGAAAUCCUUCUUAGCAAUUCUUUUCUAGAAAUCAUAAGUGCACUCUUGAUUUUAGGUUAAUUAUUUAGAUUUAUCUUCUUAAAACUCCAGACAUAUUUUUAACUUUUUUUUAAAAAAAAACACCAGUAAAAGGUAAAGAACGUGGUUUUUCUUUUGACCAUUUUUGUAAAAUAAGUGGAUAGCAAUGCCACACAGCAUGCAAAAAUUGCACUUUUUUUUUUUUGCUUGACUUGCUUGUAAAAUAGACACUAUUUAAUUCGAAGAGAAAAUUAAUUUAUGCCAAAAAAAAAAAGAAAAAAAGUAACUUGCCAUUUUUUGACUGCGUAGGUUAGACUAGCACAAAAUGCAAGAACUUGGGCUGGGAGGGGGGAAGAGGACAGGAUUUUGUAGGCAUAUUUGGGGAGUGGGGGAGAGAUGUGCUUCGAAUAGUGGCUGCCAAUUAUCCAAAUUAUGCGUUAUUGCAGAUUAUGUAAAUUAAUUCUGAGGAGGGGAAGAGAUUAUGAAACUUCAAGACUCAUUGUCCCUGCCCCUGUGUGGUCAUAUUUUCUUUUUUAUAUAUUUUAGUUGACGAGCUGCUACAUAUUUCGAAGUUCUAUUGUUUGUAGGUCACUGAAUGGACAUUGGAAUCUGAUUUAUAUUGUAUACCUGUAACAUAGAAAGAAAAAAAAGUAUUUAUAUAUUUUCUGUAUGAAUAUUUCAUUGAGCUGUGUAUAAUUUUAAAGAGGCUUUGUCCCAAAAUGGUUCUGUUCAACUUGAUUCUUUUUUUGUUGUUUCUUUUUCUUUCUUUUUUUGGUUUGGAUUUUUGUUUUGUAUAGUGUGUACAGUUCAUGCCUAUGAACAUUAAAAGCCUCCUGAAGCAUUAUCUUAUCAAAGGGAUGCAUUGUUAAUAAAAUGGACUUAAACUGCA